This is a messenger RNA of Durusdinium trenchii, 1356 nucleotides long. The record is from the annotation of a GenBank genome assembly. Lineage: Eukaryota; Dinophyceae; Suessiales; Symbiodiniaceae.
AUGCACACCAACAACCUUGGGCUGUAUCUUGUGAUCAUUGGGGAGGGCUUGAUCAUUUUAGCAGAACAUCGCGUAUUUCAAUGGCACUGUUCAUUGGACGAGGCGAUGGGACAUCUUUAUCAAGACUUUCGUUCAUGGACCCAGGCAACAAAGGUGAGCUGUUCUCACAGGCGGUGGCGAUGGAAACACCUCCACACUCAAAAUUCAGAUGGUGUCCCAACGUUUCCCUGGCUGUGUGCAAAGGCAUACAAUGCCCGGGUAAUUCUGGCAUGGCUGGCAGUGGAGCUGAGUCAAGGACUUCAGCCCAUGCUGAUGCAGCGUCCAGGGGAGGCGGCUGGUGACUUUGCAAACCGCAAACAGCUGUGGAGCAUUGGAAUUGCAACAGUGCUGACAGAAGAGUAUCCCUACUACUUGACGGCGACACAGGCUCAAGGCCUUCAUGAUUUGGGCAAGCUGUGCCUUCACAUGUACCAUCUUGCAGCAGCAGUGGCGGCGAUGCAGGGCAAGUUGAGAUGGCUGGUGCUACCGAAGUUGCAAGGCUAUGCAAUUCAGGUUUGUCUCAUCACCGGUCAGGCAGUUUGCAUCAGAUGUCUCCUCCUCUUGGGCUGCACUGGUCAGGUGCUGAGCGCUUUGGAUGACGACACUGUCCUGGGCCAGCAGCACCUUUUUUCCGUCAAGUGGAGGAAGAGCUUUAAUGAUGGCAAGGUGAAGUAUUGUGGUGAGGCCUACACGACGGACGCGACGUUGCACAUCUCCUUUGGCCCGCUCGCCAAGACGGCCGAAAAGCUCAUCUCCCUCCCCAACCCGGCCAUCCUCCACGGACAAGGCAUGGUCGCGCCCUUCUGGAAUGCCACUCGAAGCGUCCUGGGCUUCGAGGAUAUGCAUGCCUACGAGGAGACAGGGGAGUACGCGUCCUCUGCGAUGGUGCUCGAUGAUGACACGGUGAUUGUCUCCAGCCCCUUUGCUUUUAACUCCAACUUGGGCAAGGUGACAGGGCAGAUGAUGUCGGAGAUGUGGGUUCGCAAAGAAAAGGAGUGGAAGCUGAAGAGCACCAUGAUGCAAUUCCAGGCCAUCGAAGCCAAGUCUCCGGGGCCGGCCAAGUCCGCGGAGGGGACAACCACUCAGCCGCAGACCUCACAGCCUUCCUCAGACACCACGGGCAGCGACUCGGGCGAUGUGAACAACACCAUCUCGGUGUCUGCUGACACUGGGAACGCUGUGGCCUCCGAAGGCCAUGGGACCUUCCUGGCUGGCUUGACGGUGCUGGUCGUGGCUUCGGUGGCCGCGGUGAUGGUGCGCCGCGCGCGGAACCGCCGGGCUGCAGCCAUCUCGGGCUUCGAGUCAAUGCUUGGCUGA